UGCCUUACUUCUCGUCUUCUCGGAUCAUGAUUAGUUACAAGCGUUCACGUAUAUCCAAGAGAGGUGUAGAGCUGCAUAUAUCUAUCGCCCUGACCUUCUCCCUUCUUAUCUCUCUAUUGCUACAGAGGGUGGCAAUGGCAGUCCUACCCAUGUCCGUCCAAAUGAAUCCACCGCCACCACCUCCGGUUUCAUCUCCGAUGGCUGCCUGGCAAGAGCAGCAGCAGCUCCAGUACGCCGGCAACGGCUUCGAGCUCAGCGGCAAGAUCAUGAUGAGCGCCAUCAUCGCCCUCUUCUUCUUCCUCCUCUUUUUCAUUGUUUUCCACGUCUACACCCGCGUGUUCCUCCAUCGUCAGUCUUCCCGUUCUCUCCUAGACCUCUCCGACCACCGCAGGUACCAUCACCACCACCGUCGUCGGCGCCCUCCCAACUUCGUUUUCACCUUCUCCGGCCCCGACCCAUUGGCCCCCUCUACCGGACAGACGCCCCAAGGCCUCGACCCCGCCGUCCUCUGCUCCCUCCCUUCCUUCGUCUUCUCCUGCCUCGCCCACCAGGGCGGCCUCGAGUGCUCCGUCUGCCUCUGCGAGUUCGAGGAGGGGGAGAAGGGCCGAGAGCUCGGCGACUGCGGCCACUGCUUCCACAUUGACUGCAUCGACCUCUGGUUCCAGUCACACUGCACGUGUCCUCUCUGCAGGGCUGAAGUGAAAUCCCCGCCGUCCGUUGCCUCUGCUCCCGGCGACGCGGAAUCGUUGGGGACCGUUACCUUGGGCGCCGCCGUCGAGUGCACGGCUUCGGACGAGGAGCUUUCGGAGGGAGUUCGCCACGAACAAGAAGCAGCGGAGAUUGAGACCCCCGAAUCUGCGAAGCCGUCUCCUCCUCCGCCGCCGCCGCCUGAGGGUCGGUUCGUGGGGCUGAGGAAGAUCCUCAGCCGGGACAGAUGGGUUGGAUCUUCUAGCGAGUUCGUACCCAACGAAGUCGAUCUCGAAGUUGGCGGCUGCGACCCGCAAGGCCAUGAGGUGAAACGGUAAAAACUGUAAAAAUUUCGUGGGAAAAGAAUCUGAUACUUUUUUUCAAUUCGGAUAUUCAAUCGGGCCCAAUUCAACGGCCUUAUCGUUUUCUGCUGUAAUUAUAACUUGUUUUUGUAUAAUACGGUUUGUUUUUCCAAA
This is a messenger RNA of Nymphaea colorata (pocket water lily), 1163 nucleotides long. RefSeq names its product RING-H2 finger protein ATL5-like. The transcript has a single exon. Lineage: Eukaryota; Viridiplantae; Streptophyta; Magnoliopsida; Nymphaeales; Nymphaeaceae. The record is from RefSeq and is a predicted model, not a curated record. Bases 27 to 1025 code for a protein of 332 amino acids.